AAAAGUGAUGCUAGUCUUCUGGAUAAGGAAAGAGAGAGAUGGCAAUUCAACUGAAGCUCCCCUACACAUCCACGUUGAAGCACAGGAAGCAAGGCAAGCCACCCAUCUUCAACAUUUCAACACCACCAACUCUGCAGGUCCAUGCCUCCUCAAGCAGUGCCCGGCAACUGAUAGGGUCCGGGGCAGUCCGGCCGAUACUGCCAAAGGAUGCAGCCUCUGCUUUGAACUCUGAAGGCUUCAUACUCCUGGACGUCAGGCCAGCGUGGGAGAGGGAGAAGGCACGUGUCUCGGGGUCAAUGCACGUGCCACUCUUUGUUAAGGACAUGGACAACAGCCCCAUCACUCUGCUGAAGAAGUGGGUGCAUUUUGGGUACAUUGGGCUGUGGACUGGCCAGAAUUUCACCAUGAUCAAUCCUGAUUUUGUCGGGCAAGUGGAAAUAGCUGUUCCUGAUAAGGACGCUAAGCUCCUUGUUGCUUGUGGAGAAGGGCUGAGGUCCAUGAUGGCAGCUUCAAAGCUACAUGGAGGAGGAUACAGGAACUUGGGGUGGCUGGCAGGUGGAUUUAAUCGGGCCAAUGAUGGUGAUUUUCCUGAUGUCGAAGGGACUGAGAAGCUGCAGUAUGCCACAAUAGGGGGUAGAUUUGUGCCUUCAGUUGCUCAGAUGUCCGAGAAGGCACUUUUCUAGAACUGUUCAUUUUUGUUGGAACAAAGUGUCAAUCCAAAUCCCUGUGCAACUAAGAAGCAGAAUUGUGGUGAUUGGACCUCAUUAAAGACUUCUAAAUUUCUAAUGGGAGGUCAUUCAUGAUGCCAUGACUUUCUUAGUUUUCUCUAAGUUGAAUUUGAAUGCAAACCCUGGAUGCAUGUUUGCAGAGCCAAACUCAACUUUGAUCAGUCCACAAAAGAUGCCAAAACCUCAAGUACUACUGAUCCAAUGAAUUUGAAUCCUGAUAGGUAAUCUGGAAAAACCCCUACCUAACUUCCUCCUCCCCUUUUUUCAAACCAUUCAUUACCAGACACCAUGGUUAGCAUACUUGAUUGUUUGACUUUAUGGUUAUUUGAGAAGUGUUCAACAGUGCCCAAUAAGACGGCCAAUACAGAAAGUCAUUUUAUAUUA
Molecule: messenger RNA, 1112 nt
Organism: Vitis vinifera (wine grape)
Lineage: Eukaryota; Viridiplantae; Streptophyta; Magnoliopsida; Vitales; Vitaceae
Product: rhodanese-like domain-containing protein 10
Exons: 3
Coding region: 39-683 (214 amino acids)
Cellular component (GO): chloroplast
Source: RefSeq, a predicted model, not a curated record